Boeremia exigua is the source of this 1218-nucleotide messenger RNA. RefSeq lists its product as uncharacterized. The record is from RefSeq and is a predicted model, not a curated record. The transcript is spliced from 3 exons. NCBI's taxonomy places the organism in Eukaryota, Fungi, Ascomycota, Dothideomycetes, Pleosporales, Didymellaceae. Bases 175 to 1011 code for a protein of 278 amino acids.
CCUUCCUCAAAGACCCCAGGGUUGUUUGCGUGACGCACCAUAGCUGCUUCUGCCUGAUCCAACCCACCCUCACUUCACCCGCCAUCUGCGCAACCUUCAAACUCAGUGCACGCAGCCACCUGCUUUCACCACAUCUACAAUCAACAACGACAGAUCUUCACCGCGGUAGCAUUCAUGGGUUGGUGGGGUUACGGUCUCUUCGAGUCGGACAACGAUGCCGAUAUCGUCAGUGAGCUAGGUCACGACCUCGGUCUUACUAAGCUUGAGGAGGAGAUGCAGGCUGCUGCAAAAGCUGCAGGCAAGAGCGAAGAGGAAAUCAACAGCAUUUAUCUCUCCAUCUGCGGCGGCAGCUCUCACGCCGAUGUCGUACGUGAGCACCUGGACUCUGGCGCCCUGACCGACCUCAUCAAGGUCAUGGAGACUAAGAUGCUGUCCUUUCCAGAUGGCAGCCAGGACCAAUUGCUUGAAUACAUGUUCCGCGACCCAUGCUACUGUUACGUUCUUCUCGGCGCCUGUGCGAUGACCCUCGGCUGUCGCCUUCCAGAGCCCUAUCUCGACAUGCUCAGGGUCGUCUUUACUGAAGGUGGCCUCCUGCCAGAUGCGCUCAAACAAAUGCACAAGGCACUUUUCGGUCCAGGCGGAUACAAGGACGGCGAGCCUUACGAUUUCGAAUCAAAGGGCCUCGUCGAAACUGCCAACGCUAUUGGUGAUGACUCUGACGAGGAGCCCGGCGGUCCCGGAUGGAAGGGAAUGAAUGUGAUGCCCCCAGGAGGCAUAUUCAACACAGGCAGGUCCACUAGUUCGAUCACCAUGAAGGAGCUGCGCAACAAGGUCCACAACCCGGAUGUGUGUGCCGAGUGCUAUGCUCGUCAUGGAGAAGGCGGCACUGCGCUCCUCCUGUGUAGCAAAUGCAAGGGCCGGAAGUACUGCUCUACUGGAUGCCAGAGGGAGCACUGGAAGGUCCACAAGAAGAUCUGUCGAUCAGAGAAACUGGGCUUGUCGAGUCCCUAGGCUCAGUCCACAGCUCUUAGCCUGGGAGAAUGGGGCCUGAUGUUCAGAAGACUUCAGCAGUUUGUUCUCGUUCGUGGGAGAUGUAGGACGUAUCCGAGCUUCAUUGCGGCUGUUCUAAUUGUAGCGCUUCAUACCGAUGGGAUCUUCUGCACGCUGAUGGCGUUGUCAUUACAGCUCUUAUAAUUUACAAUGCGCGCAAGGACGCGU